Messenger RNA from Papilio polytes (common Mormon), 599 nucleotides. RefSeq lists its product as uncharacterized. Lineage: Eukaryota; Metazoa; Arthropoda; Insecta; Lepidoptera; Papilionidae. The transcript is spliced from 4 exons. The record is from RefSeq and is a predicted model, not a curated record. The coding region runs from base 65 to 484 and encodes 139 amino acids. Gene Ontology annotation, cellular component: ciliary base.
UUUACAAUUUUUUAUAAGCCAUUUUAUUUUAUUUAUAACAAGUUUUAGUCAUUAGCUAUAUAUAAUGGCUGCUGGUACAGGAAAAUGUACAUUUGGGAAUCGAGCACCAAUCGACAUUAACAUGCUCAAUGAAAUAAUAUCCAGGGAAGUCAAACAUUUCCGCAAUUAUAAAACUUAUCGACCUAAUUUCAAAGCCGUACCAAUAGCUUCUAAGUUUUAUGCAGCCCAUGAUAAAAUGAAACAUAACAAAGAAGAAGAUAAAAAAAUAGAAGAAUAUAGAAAAGAAGUAGGGCAAGCAAGAGCCCUGGGACCGCACAGUAAAUACUCUUUUCCUGUUACCACCAGCCAUGAAUACGGUUGGUAUUCCAAACCAUUGUAUGCACUGGACCGAAGUGACCGUCGUUACUACCAUCCGACAAGAGAGAGCAUACACACUAAAAUUGAAGUUAUUAUACAAAUGUCAAAUCCAACGAAAAAGAAAUGAUUUUAACCCAGUUGAGGGAAAGAAAACCUUUUAUAGUCUCUUAUACUUUUAGUUUAUAUAUACUUUAUACUAGUAGAAUAAAUAGAACUAUACAAAAUAAAAGAUUUAAGUUUAU